AUGUCCCGCCCCCCCCCUUCCCCUCACUCCGCACCCCUCUACCACCUCACAAACACCCCAGCCUCCCGCCUCGCCCAAAGCAAUGGAAGCCUUCGAAGCAGCGCACGCGGAUCCGUCCCUGUUCAUCCCCAACGUGCCGCUGCUCCCGUUCGUCCUGCCUCCGCCGGCCUUCGAUGCUGCGCCAAGGCCCGAAGACCUGCCGCCGACAAGUCCCACAUGCGACGCUCUUCUCUCGUUGCACGUCUCCCCUUUCGAGCUGCCGUCAACUCCGAAUGCGCUCCCUUCGUUGCACGCGUCGCCACUGACCGCGCCGGGCUCGCCCGCGUUGCCUCCGUGUGCUGCGCCUCUCCGCGUGUCAGCAGGUGCGAUAUCGAAGCCGCGGCGGUCCCCGCGGAGGUUUCAGUGCACGGUCAGGGGCUGUGA
Molecule: messenger RNA, 423 nt
Organism: Chondrus crispus (carragheen)
Lineage: Eukaryota; Rhodophyta; Florideophyceae; Gigartinales; Gigartinaceae
Exons: 1
Coding region: 1-423 (140 amino acids)
Source: RefSeq, a predicted model, not a curated record